This is a messenger RNA of Chiroxiphia lanceolata (lance-tailed manakin), 3496 nucleotides long. RefSeq names its product protein kinase AMP-activated non-catalytic subunit beta 1 (gene PRKAB1). Lineage: Eukaryota; Metazoa; Chordata; Aves; Passeriformes; Pipridae. Gene Ontology annotation, cellular component: cytoplasm; nucleotide-activated protein kinase complex; nucleus. Gene Ontology annotation, molecular function: protein kinase binding. The transcript has 10 exons. The record is from RefSeq and is a predicted model, not a curated record. Bases 1226 to 2041 code for a protein of 271 amino acids. Gene Ontology annotation, biological process: signal transduction.
AUACCUCCAUGCAGAGUCAGAGCCCCCAGCAGGCACAGGCUUCUGGCUGGCUUUAACCCUUCAGGCUGAAACACUACCUGAAUGUUGGUUCUCUUUUGUAAUCCUCCCAUCUCCAACCUCAUUUUUGACUAGCAGGUCUGGGAAGGUGUGCAGUGUUGGAGUAGGGAAGGGAUGCAGUGGUUUGGGAGGGAUUUUUGUGUGCACUCCCAAUUUUCCAUCUCCCAGGCACAACGGCAUGUUCUGCACGCACAGCCAAGUGUGUGCAAUGUCCCUGAAAUGUGAGUGAGCCUUUAAGGAGGCUGCCUGACUUCCUCUGCAGCACUCCCUGGCAGCCUGGCAAAGUGGGCUAAAUUCAGAAGUGACCUAGAAGGAGGAGGGGGCCAGUGUAAAAAUGGAGGAACAAACCUGGAACCCCAAGGUAAAAUGGAAUAUCAUAAUAAGGAAUUUAACCAGAAGGUUUCUGCAGUUAAAUUUAUCCUGUCUUGAACUCCAGGGUAAGUUCUGCUGCUGCUCCUACCUAGCUCACUCUCCAUGGCACAGAAGCUACAAGAAGCACUUGCUCAUGUGUCCCAUAAAAUGUGAUUGAUGGCAUGUCUGAAUUUGAUCCACCAGCUCAUGUCUGAGGAUGGCUCCUCUGGGUUUGUCAUAUCUCACUGUAGGGCUGAGUCAGCUUUCACUUCACUUGCAGAGACUUCUCUCUGGCUAAGUAAGCUUGGAUCAUGGCAAGGAAAAAGAACUUUGCCAGAUAUCAACUGAUUCUUCAGGACUUUAAACUGCGUGGUAUGAGGCUCUAGGGCACUGCAUUUCUUUUUUGACGCCUACUCUGAGGUAAGAGAAGGGGAAACUCCACUGAAAUUAAGGAGUGCACACCAGAGCAGGCUGUGUGGUUACAGUGAGCCAUGACAGCCCUUUCUUCACAUUUCAGCCAGUGUUCAGUGAGGACUUAACUGCUUUUUGAUUUUAGUCAACUGCAGGAGAUAAUCCCAACAGUGAAAAGGAGAGAUUCUGGCCUAAAGCACAGUGACUGAUCUCUCCUGACCUCAGAUCCUGUUUGGUCCUUACUCUCUUUUAAAAUGAAUCAGCUGAUGAAGAAAGAUGGGAAGUUAACAAGGAGCCUCAUCUGUGACACAUAUGGAAGUCCUGAUGGAAAAAUGUGAACCAGCUUCCCAUCUGUUUCAUCCUCAUCUAGAAGUAAGAGAAGGAAGGUUAAGACAGAUCCUUGGAAAUGGGGAACACGAGCAGUGAGCGGGCGGGGCUGGAGCGCCAUGGGCACAAAGGAGCCCGAGGGGAUGGCACAGGAGGAGCCACCAAGGAGGGGGACCGGCCCAAGAUCCUCAUGGACAGCCCUGAGGAUGCAGACUUGUUCCACUCAGAGGAAAUGAAGGCUCCAUUGGAGAAAGAGGAAUUUCUGGCUUGGCAGCAGGACCUGGAGGUGAACGAUAAAACCCCCACUCAGGCUCGGCCCACGGUGUUUCGCUGGACUGGAGGAGGGAAAGAAGUUUAUUUGUCAGGGUCCUUCAACAACUGGAGCAAAAUUCCUCUGACAAGGAGUCACAAUAACUUUGUGGCAAUCCUGGACCUGCCAGAAGGAGAGCACCAGUACAAGUUCUUUGUGGAUGGGCAGUGGACACAUGAUCCUGCAGAGCCAGUAGUAACCAGCCAGCUGGGUACUGUCAACAACAUCAUCCAGGUGAAGAAAACUGACUUUGAAGUAUUUGAUGCUUUGAUGGUGGACUCCCAGAAAUGUUCAGACAUGUCUGAGCUGUCAAGUUCACCCCCAGGACCAUAUCACCAGGAGCCCUAUGUUUGCAAGGCAGAGGAGCGCUUUAAGUCACCACCUAUUCUCCCCCCACACCUGUUGCAGGUCAUCCUGAACAAGGACACAGGCAUUUCUUGCGAUCCCGCUCUGCUCCCUGAACCCAACCACGUCAUGUUGAACCACCUCUACGCGCUUUCCAUCAAGGAUGGAGUCAUGGUGCUCAGUGCUACACAUCGUUACAAGAAGAAAUACGUGACUACUUUGCUGUACAAGCCAAUAUGAGCAUCGUAGUUGUUUGUGACCAAUUGUUCUGGGCCAGUGCAGUCUCAGAAAAAAAUGCUUCACUUAACCAAACAUACUUCUGCUCUGUGCUGUAGCAAAUGAACUCUGAUUUUAUAUUGUUUCUGAGACUUCCAGGUUCUCCCGUAUUUGCCUUAUUUUCCUAGUACCACCUUGGAAGUUCUUGGAAAUGGCAGCUUCGUGGCAACUAGACAGGUGGCAAAGGUGUCAGUGCCCACUGUCAGCUCAGUUAAAAAACCACCAGUUUAAUUAGGCUGCAAAACGUGAGGCAGCAGCAGAUCAAAGAGCUUUAGCAGCGAGGCAGGCUCUGAGUCUGUCAGCCCAAAGUCUAGAAAGUUCAGGAUUCUUGUGGAAUCUGAUCUGAGCAUAACACUCAGCAAAAGCAAGCUUAUUACUGCUUCCAUAACUCAUCAAACACAAUCCUUUCAGUAGCAAGUUCCAAACUUGCAUGGCUGAAGUAAGUGUGAAUAUUGAUGAUCUGUUUUUGUAGCAGCCUUUUCUGGGCAGAAUCAGCAACAUAGUCACCUACAAGCUCGUUACUAUUUUACGGUAGACUGGGGUGCACGGUUUCUACUGUGAAUAGCUCUGUAGUUUUUCUCUUCAGGAGAACUGAAAUACUUUUCCCCUGUGGAAUUUCUGGUAAAGACAGAUGUUUUUAAUGGCUGGAUUUUUCUGUAAAUCGUAAAUGUGUCUUGGCAGUAAUCUGCUUUUUGAAACCGGUUUCUCUUGCUGUCACUGAUGAGGACUUCCUUAAGCUGGCAUGGGUAGCUGUAAGGAAAUGGAUGGCUUCAGUUUAGGAAUUAGUUCCUCAGUAAGAGCCUGAAGGUGACUGUAAGUGUCCUGUGGCCAAACUUGCCCCUCGGUGUCCGCAGUUGCAGCGUGUUGGCUGCAGCAGCACCGCAGCCCUCUGUGCCAGGGCUGGAACUGGGCAAUUUUUUAUUCUGUUUCUGUUUUCUGAGUGAUCAAAGUAAUGCCAGGCUGCCUGUACUUGAUACUCACAGCCUGUUUUAUCCCAAAACAAAUGCAACAUUAAUGCAAACCUGCUGCCAGUGUGCCCCAGCCUCGCCCGGGAUGGGCCCUGCUGGGCCCUUCCCUUGGCUUGUGUUGGUGCCUGGGGCACUGUGACUGUGCCAAUGAUAACCAGCCCCGUCCCACUGUGGGGGAGAGCACCCUGCACUGAUCUGUGAGGAGUCUGAGUGGGGCCAGAGCUGCAGCAGAGUGGACCAGCCACAGAGGGAGGCUGGUUUGCCAUCCUGGGGUCUGUUCACCAGCCUUGUUGCAAUAUCUCCAGUAGCCGAGUUAGACCUGGGUCCAGUGCAAUGGUUUUCUCUGAAAACUCUUUUCUUCAUUCUGUGCUAUGGAUAGUAUUUGGUAUUCUGAACUACAGAAUUGCUUUUGUUUUCAGCCUCUUUAGAAACAAAUAAAACAUUUUCAAGA